Colletotrichum godetiae is the source of this 3921-nucleotide messenger RNA. RefSeq lists its product as uncharacterized. Lineage: Eukaryota; Fungi; Ascomycota; Sordariomycetes; Glomerellales; Glomerellaceae. The coding region runs from base 1 to 3921 and encodes 1306 amino acids. The record is from RefSeq and is a predicted model, not a curated record. The transcript is spliced from 3 exons.
AUGGAGGAAGCGGGCGGCCGGAGGCGUGCGCUGCGGCGCUCAACUCAAGAAGUUCAGAGGGGAAGGUACCAGGAGCCAUAUGCGCUCGGGGUUCAAAGGCCGGCCUGGGUUCACCCGGAUCCGGUCUUUGACCCCGGCGCGGCCCGUUGGGCGUCCUUCCCAACCAUCCCCCUGGACCAGAGGGGUCCGGGGGAUGAGUAUGUAGAGGCGAGAGACCGGGGCGAGCUGGACGCCUGGCUGCGGGAGCAGAACCCCUCCCCCAGGCACUUCAGUGACGACGAGGAGGAGGACGACAACAAGCGGCCAGCGGCCGAGGAGCGGGAGGUCCAAGACGAGGACAGCAUGGACUGGGGUAGUCCUGGCGAGGGUGAGUCCAUUGCUUGGUCUCACCUGAGCCAUGGCGCCCAAUGGAUCUUGUUUGAGGUCAUUUGUGGCUCCCAGUCCUUUGCCUUGGCAGCUCGAGCCUUGGGCCUCACGACUCCAGAAGUCAUCACCUUUGUUGUGUCUUACAUACAGCACCACCGGGAGAUCCAGGCGUGGGCAAAGACGUGUGACGGGAUGGACCCUUCUGAACUCCUCGACCAGAUUCAUGAGCGAGCGCCUCCGAGAGACGGCUUGAAAGUCCUUAACCAGCCAUUCCUUCCCACUCAAACCAUCAAGCAUGACGAGUACGAGAAGGCAUAUCAGUAUUUGCGCCAAAUCGGACAGGGCGAGCACAUCCGAGGACUUGAGAGAUGUCGUGGGAUCUCUGAGGGGUUUCUUGAGAUUCCCAUCGAGCGCGAGAUCUUGGCCGCCUGUAUCGCCAUUCUCGAGAAGGGUACCAAGGAUUCCGCUUUGCAUGACGUCGACACUCAGACCCAUGACGGACCGCAACCCUGGCAUGACCAGUUCGACCCAAAGCAUCAUGAGUUGGUGAACAGGAUGAUUCAAAUCCAAGCUUACCUCAAUCACUUGGAUCAUACGAAGGGCAAGCCGGCGAGCACAUCUUCCGCGGCCAACCCGACCGAGCAGCACGACACUCCUACUUCAGAGCCGUUCAGAGAGCCUCAGAGUACUGGCCAAGUGUACGCUCGGAACAACCCGAUGUUUGGCGAGAACAACCAGUAUGCGUGGAUCUUUGAGAACCUGGACAUGGGUGAGCUUUACACUCCAACCGAAGUCCACAAGUAUCGCAACCGUCCCGCUAUCUCGUAUGAGGACUUUCAGUCUGCUGCCGAUGGCAAUCCUGAAGUCACUGCAGUGCAGGAGCAUGACCAAUCCGAUGAGGACCAACUCCCCGACGAUGAAGUUCUAGACGAGGCAUUCCACGAGGCUCAAGUCAACAAUCAGCCUGGUGUUCCCUCGUUCCCCUUCGAUGGACUCUUGCCCGAGGCCCAGGAGCUUAUGCCCUGCCCCAGCAUUCCGGAGCCAGAGCCAGUGGUGGAUCAUACUCGCGUCCUUACGAACUUGUCUCUCCCCGAGUUACAAGUUCAAGAUGACCAACAGGCUCAGCAGAUGGCGAGCUCAGCGGUACUCCAGCCUGUCUCUUCUUACAUGGAUGAGGUGGAUCCCAAUACAUCUCCUUCGGAUUCGCCUGCAUACGAAUAUUUUCAGUCGUCUGCGUUCAAGGAGAUUAUCCGCAACACCAAGCCCCAAUGGUACCCUGACGAGAUGGCACUUCCAGUUGCGCGACCGGAGAUGCCUACUUUCGAGGCGAUCAUCCGCCAGAGUGUUGCUCAGAAGGCCAGCCAUGAUGAGGACAUGCCUGACGCGGCCAUGCCUGGCGCGAGCUCGAACGCCAACUUCGACAACGAGCAGUCGGAUCCGAUGCCGAGCACCAACAAAUGUGGAACCCCUAGAGUCCCUGGAGUGUCUGCGGUAUCCAAAGCACAUGCCGUCUUCAAAGCUCCUGCCGCCUCUCAAGUUCCCACGGUCUCUCGAGUCCCUGAGCUCUUCCAAGUCCCCAGAGUUUCUGCAGUUCCCCAGAUCCCCAAGAGCUCUGCAUCCCCUAAGGCUUCUCAAGUCUCGAGAACCUUUGGAGUCUCUAAUGUCUCUGCGGUCCCUGCAGCACAGGAGCCUCGUUUCGCCCUGAAGGAUGCCGUGGUCCCAGUGGCUCAGGAAGAAAUCACGUUCUACAACAACCCUAUGCCCGUCGCUGGAGGCUCGCAGCGCAAUGUCGUUGACUUGACUGGUGAUACUGCGGGAUCUGCUUCUAGUCCUCCUGCGAGACCUAUGGUUGCUACUCCUGCAAGACCCACGGUUGCCCCUCCCGCGAGACAGACCAAUAUGUCCCGAACUCCGGCUGGGCGCGAGGAUAGUCCCGAGCCUCCAUCCACGAAGAGCUCUACCAAGCCAUCCCGCAAGCGUCCGGCAGAUGACAGCGACGGAGAAUACGUUCCCGACAAGCCCAAGAAAGCUCGCAGAUCGAAGAAGGCCACGGCCGUUCUGCAGCCUCUACCCCAGCCGCAGCAGAUGGGCCCCAACGGUAUACUCCAGCCCGUCAAGCGUGGCCGAGGACGUCCCCGCAAGUAUCCUAGACCCGAGGACAUUGCCGCCGCACAUGCUGCUGUGAAUCAGUUCACGAAUCAAGCAACGGCUAUGCAGACCCCCGCGAACAGUUCUCCCGUUCCGAACGCUGCUUCACCUCCGGCAGGUAGUAACCCAGUUCCUGGCCCCGAGCCAAGGGCCCCUCAGGCGCCUACAAUUGUCGUGGCUCACAAAACUCGAACCAAGCAGAAGACGAACCAAUCAUCCGAGAGCAGUCGUCAAGCUAGCGUCGAUCAGCCUCAUUCGCAGAGAACUGCCCAGUUCGAGGAAAUAAUGACGCCAGUCUCAAGAUACAGCAAUGAAUCUUCGAACUCGUACACUCAUCAGAUGCCCAACUUCAAAGCUGAUGGUCUUCAAACGACAAGUUACGAUCCCAUGCCCAAUUCCUCCUCUUUCGGCAUGCAGCCAUCUGCUGCUAAGCUGCGUCAAUCGUCACUUCCUGGCGCCUAUGAGUCUUCGAACUCGUCCGUUCCUCGGGAGCCCCAUUCCAGAGCUGACACUCGCCAAAUGACAAGCUACGAUCGCAUGCCCGCGUCUAUCACCUUUGGUAUGCAGUCGCCGGCUACUCAGCUGCGUCAUUCGUCGGUUCCUAGUCCCUAUACUUCGAACGGAAACAAUGCUCAGGAGACCGACUUCACUUCUUAUGGCCGUCAUCUGGGAAGCCAAGAGGCUCUUCUCGUGUCAUCUACUCCAGGCAUACAGCCGUCUACUGCUGGGCAGCGUCCAUCGUCGCGUCUUGAAGCAUAUCCUCCUUCGAACUCAUACUUUGCUCAGGAGACUGACUUCACUACUUAUCGUCGCCAGCCAGGAAGCUACGAGCCUAUGCCUACGUCUUCCACUUCUGAAAUGCAGUCGUCUACCGCUGACUUGCGUCAACCAUCGUUUCCUGGAGCCAAUGCUCGCCAUUUGCCGCCUAUUCCUCCGCCCGAAAUCCAACACCUGACCGGAAGAGAGGCCUCCGUGCCAGCCGUUGCGCCCGCUCCGAACCGCGCAUCUUUCCAGCAAUCGUCGGAUACUCCUGCUACAGCCAACAACCCGAGCCAAGUCGACCGAAUGGCCCCGGGAGCCCCUCGCCAAGACAAACACGGCAGAUUGUUCCCUCCUCAGUAUGAUACGUACGAGGAGUUCUGGGAGAAGGUGCCCGAUGGCGCGGACUACGUUAUGACGAUGGUCGAGAAGGGGUGGCCUUCUCACAUAGCUAUGCAGCUUGCCCGAGAGCGACUAGCUAUGAACAUGGCAUCGUGGCCGAACAGCAUCUACUCGAUCCACUACCAGGCGAAUGCUGCGAGAAUCCCGUUCCCGGGCGUUACAGCUAGCAUUCGCAGAGAGAUUGAGGCUGAGAAGGCCACCGCCGCCGCUCAACUGCGCAAGGACAGCGAGCGAGCAGACGACUGA